AUGAGCAGGCUCCUCAAAAGCGGCGUCUUCUCAGACUGCGAAGUGAAAUGCGACGGCAAGACUUGGAAGCUUCACAAGUCGAUCCUGUGCAUUCGCUCUGGAUACUUCAAUAGCUGCCUCACGAAUGGCUGGCCGGAAGGCAAGACUGGCUGUGUUGAGAUUACGCUCUUCACUAAGGAGCAGAUGGACUGGAUCAUCUCCUACAUCUACACUGGCAAAUUCGACUUUGAUCGCCACUACAAUAACAAGACGUUUCUCCACACAGCGGUGCAGCUCUGGACCUUGGGCGACUACUUUCUAGUGCGCAACCUCUGCGACGAUGUGGAAUGCAGACUCAGCGCCUUUAUACCUCGGUCUCUGAACAACGCCAUUCUCCGCGGAUUCCAACUCGACGCCCAAGACUGGCUCAACGCCGGCCGACUGAUUUACACCGACUUCAACGUUGUGGACAGCAAGCACGUUCUCAAGGCCGAAUUCCUGAAUCUUACGCUCGGUAAGACGUGGGCCCGCAAGCUGAACCUUCGGAUGCCUGAGUUCAAGACCCUGUGCCAGAGCCACCCCAAGUUUGGAAAUGACUGCAUGGUCAAGCUUGUGGAUGAUGGCAUUAGCAAGCUCCAGUGA
Messenger RNA from Colletotrichum orchidophilum, 621 nucleotides. RefSeq lists its product as uncharacterized. The coding region runs from base 1 to 621 and encodes 206 amino acids. Gene Ontology annotation, molecular function: ubiquitin protein ligase binding. The record is from RefSeq and is a predicted model, not a curated record. Lineage: Eukaryota; Fungi; Ascomycota; Sordariomycetes; Glomerellales; Glomerellaceae. Gene Ontology annotation, cellular component: cytoplasm. Gene Ontology annotation, biological process: proteasome-mediated ubiquitin-dependent protein catabolic process; regulation of proteolysis. The transcript is spliced from 3 exons.